Molecule: messenger RNA, 474 nt
Organism: Hemicordylus capensis (graceful crag lizard)
Lineage: Eukaryota; Metazoa; Chordata; Lepidosauria; Squamata; Cordylidae
Gene: SNRPG
Product: small nuclear ribonucleoprotein polypeptide G
Exons: 4
Coding region: 104-334 (76 amino acids)
Biological process (GO): spliceosomal snRNP assembly; mRNA splicing, via spliceosome
Cellular component (GO): U4 snRNP; U2-type prespliceosome; catalytic step 2 spliceosome
Molecular function (GO): RNA binding
Source: RefSeq, a predicted model, not a curated record
CUGAUUCUCCUUGAUUGGGGAAGAGAGACAGUGAGGUAGUGACGCCAUACCGCUGAGGCGCUGCUAGCCGGAGAGAGGCGCUUAUCGUGUGUCAGGCGGCAACAUGAGUAAAGCGCACCCGCCGGAGCUGAAGAAGUUUAUGGACAAGAAGCUGUCAUUGAAACUAAAUGGUGGCCGGCAUGUCCAGGGGAUCUUAAGAGGAUUUGACCCAUUUAUGAAUCUUGUAAUAGAUGAAUGUGUGGAAAUGGCACCAGGUGGACAGCAGAACAACAUCGGGAUGGUGGUGAUAAGAGGAAACAGCAUCAUUAUGCUAGAAGCCUUGGAACGAGUAUAAUGGACCAGUCUGACCCUGCGACAGUGUAGAUGUUUCUUUUUUAUUAUUGUGAAUUCUACUGCAAGUGCACAUUCCUUAUGUAAUCCUUUUCUUAAAAAAAAAUAAAUUGUUUACCAUUCAAUAAAUUACUGCAUUGUUAA